Diospyros lotus (date-plum) is the source of this 2574-nucleotide messenger RNA. RefSeq names its product synaptotagmin-2-like. Gene Ontology annotation, cellular component: endoplasmic reticulum. NCBI's taxonomy places the organism in Eukaryota, Viridiplantae, Streptophyta, Magnoliopsida, Ericales, Ebenaceae. The transcript has 14 exons. The record is from RefSeq and is a predicted model, not a curated record. Bases 1026 to 2405 code for a protein of 459 amino acids. Gene Ontology annotation, molecular function: lipid binding.
CUUGAAUUUGGCUGUGCAAAGGCCUUUGCAUUGUGUGCGUGUGUGUGGAUCGAAUGGGUCGUCGAAACGCAAGCUUGGCCAACAAAACGUCCUACUUUAAUGCCUUGUGCUCGUAUGAAAUCAAUGAAUGAAUGAAUCAAUUACACAGCCAAACAUGUCAUAAUGGAAGGAAGCUACAACCAACAAGCACCCCUUGGUUUUCCUGGCUUUUAUCUUUUCUUUUCUUUUCCCAGCUCCCCGUGGCCGAGAAAAUAAUGGUGAUCUCUUGAGACUGCGUGCCGUGUACAAUGAUUGAUGAUGCAUUCGUCGGUUUUUCCCCCUUCUGAUUCCUUUUAGGUUUUGGGUUCUGUGCUGAAUGGCAAAUAUUCCGUUUCCUUUCUGCCAUCUUCUUCUCUUAUAAGUUUUUUUUUGGUUCUUUCCCCUUAAUUCCUGGAGAGCCGAAGUGGAGGUUCUUGUUGAGAUCUGGAAGAAGAUCAGACAUGGGUCUGUUGAGUACUAUAUUGGGUCUUUGGGGAUUUGGAGUGGGGAUUACAUUUGGGCUCCUGAUUGGGUAUUAUCUGUUCAUCUACUUCCAACCGAGCGAUGUCCAGGUCUUAUCUCUGGAUUUCAUCCUUCUAAGGGCUUUUGUCAAUUUGAGAUGGUUAGUUUUACGAAGCAGAGUGAGAAACUGCUCGGAAUCAAAAGGUUUGCAGACUUGAGAAAAGCAGAAAUCCUUUGCCAGACAUUAACAUCAGAAUUGUAAAUAAAGGGCUUGGAAAUUCACGGAGAAUAGAGCAGGAAAUGAUCUGUUAUUGGUUCAUUUCACCAGAAAGCAUUAUUUGUAGCUCUGGCUUUGUCAUUGGAUUUUAGUUGUUGGACCACUAAAAGAGUCAUUUUUGUCCUCUAAUGUGCUACAGGAUCCUGUAAUUCGUCCGCUAGUUGAGCAAGACACUGAAACUUUACAACGGUUGCUUCCGGAGAUACCCCUUUGGGUGAAAAACCCAGACUAUGACCGUCUUGAUUGGCUUAACAAAUUCAUUGAAACAAUGUGGCCCUAUUUGGAUAAGGCAAUCUGCAAGACAGCAAAAGAUAUAGCACAGCCCAUUAUUGCCGAGCAAAUUCCAAAAUACAAAAUUGACUCAGUUGAAUUUGAAACACUGACCUUGGGGACCAUGCCCCCAACUUUUCAAGGCAUGAAAGUAUACAUCACUGAUGACAAGGAGUUGAUAAUGGAACCGGUCCUGAAGUGGGCAGGAAAUCCUAACAUCACCGUUGCAGCAAAGGCCUUUGGGCUGAGGGCCACUGUACAGGUAGUCGAUCUCCAAGUAUUUGCUUCGCCACGCAUCACCUUGAAGCCUUUGGUUCCAACCUUUCCUUGUUUUGCCAAAAUAUUAGUCUCUCUUAUGGAGAAGCCUCAUGUUGACUUUGGCUUGAAACUGCUAGGAGCAGAUGCUAUGUCCAUCCCUGGACUGUAUAGGUUUGUCCAGGAGCUUAUAAAAGAUCAAGUUGCUAAUAUGUACCUCUGGCCCAAAACCCUUGAAGUGCCAAUAUUGGAUCCUACGAAAGCCUUGAAGAGACCUGUUGGAGUUCUUAAUGUGAAGGUUGUGAGAGCAACAAAGCUUAAAAAGAAAGACCUUUUGGGGGCAUCAGACCCCUAUGUAAAACUAAAACUUACCGAGGACAAACUUCCCUCAAAAAAAACAACUGUCAAGCGUAAAAACCUUAACCCUGAGUGGAAUGAAGAAUUUGAUCUAGUUGUGAGAGACCCAGCAUCUCAAGCUUUAGAGGUCGAUGUUUAUGACUGGGAGCAGGUUGGCAAGCAUGACAUGAUGGGCGUAAAUGCAGUACCAUUAAAAGAUCUCACACCUGAUGAACCACAAGUGUUGACUCUUGAUUUGCUGAAAAGCUUGGAUACGGGUGCUGCUCAGAAUGAGAAGUCGCGUGGGCAGAUUGUUCUUGAAUUGACAUACAAACCUUUUAAGGGUGAGAUACCAAACGAGGAUGAAGAUUCAGGUGCAGUAGAAAAUGCUCCUGAUGGGACCCCAGAUGGUGGGGGGUUACUUGUCAUAAUUGUCCAUGAAGCCCAGGAUUUGGAAGGGAAGCACCACACAAAUCCUCAUGUGCGGUUACUUUUCAGAGGGGAAGAGAGAAGAACCAAGCCCGUAAAGAAAAACAGAGAUCCAAGAUGGGAUGAAGAAUUUCAGUUCAUGCUGGAAGAACCUCCAACUAACGACCGCGUCCAUGUGGAAGUCGUUAGCGCCUCUUCAAGGAUGGGUCUGCUGCAUCCCAAGGAAUCUCUGGGUUAUGUGGAUAUAAACCUGUCCGAUGUUGUGAGCAACAAGCGAAUCAACGAGAACUAUAAUCUGAUUGACUCAAAGAAUGGUCGGAUUCAGAUCGAAAUGCAAUGGAGAACUUCAUCUCGAUGACGGGGGGGGGGGGGGGGGGCUUAAUAAUUUGUCAUGCCGUGAUAAACAGCUUGCAGUUUCAGUACACUUUAGUUUGGAUGUGAUUUGGAUAUAUAUAAUAUACUGUUGAUGGAGCUAGAAGAAGAGAAAAACAAACAUAAAAUAAAGUAAGAUAAAAAAUUAAAAGUUA